AUUCGAUUUCAGCGUGAAGCUCACGCGAUCAUUCUCUUUGUCCGAAUUCCCAGAAUUUUAGCAGUAUCAAAACUUCAGAAUGUCAGAGAGAAACGAGGAAACAACACUCGAGAAAACAAAUCCAGCAGCAAUAAUCGACGAUGCCGAUAACUCGUGCGGGGCGGCUGAUGCAAAAGAUUCCCAAAAAUGCGACGAUGAAACUCAAAUUCCGUCGCAGAAGCAAGAGGAUGAAGUUGUGAAGAAAAAGUACGGUGGCUUACUACCUAAGAAGAUUCCGUUAAUCUCCAAGGAUAACGAGCGUGCUUUCUUUGAUUCCGCUGAUUGGGCUUUGGGAAAGGUAGGAGCACAGAAGAGCAAAGGUCCACUAGAGGCUCUUCUUCGCCCUAAAUUGCAGCCAACGCAAAAUCAGCACCUACGGUCCCGAUCAGCUUAUGCACGUGCAGAUGGUGUUGAAGAUGGUUGUGAAUUUGACGAUACGAACACUGGCGAAAAUCACGACGAGAGCAUCGACAAUCACUCUUUGGAAAAUCAGAAUCUUGAAAAGUGAUUUUUUUUUUCUCCGUAUCGAGCAACGUUAUGAACACCUUUGUUAUAUCGAAAAACAGAGGAAAAUGGGAUUUAAGCUGCUUAUAAGGCUUGGUCUUGUUUAAUCUUCGAGUUUAUAUAAAGCCAUCUGAUUACGAAAGAUGGCAGUGUAACUCCUUCAUUACAGGACUAAUAUAAAUACCUCGUACUAAUGUAUGUGUGUGUGUGUGUGUGUGUUUUCGGUUGAGUUCGUCGUAAGGCCAAUUCUGUUACGAGUCA
This is a messenger RNA of Erythranthe guttata (spotted monkey flower), 804 nucleotides long. RefSeq lists its product as uncharacterized. Gene Ontology annotation, molecular function: protein phosphatase inhibitor activity. NCBI's taxonomy places the organism in Eukaryota, Viridiplantae, Streptophyta, Magnoliopsida, Lamiales, Phrymaceae. Gene Ontology annotation, cellular component: cytoplasm. The record is from RefSeq and is a predicted model, not a curated record.